Messenger RNA from Leptosia nina, 2019 nucleotides. NCBI's taxonomy places the organism in Eukaryota, Metazoa, Arthropoda, Insecta, Lepidoptera, Pieridae. The record is from the annotation of a GenBank genome assembly.
AUGUUUCACAAGUGCAGGUUGUGUUUGAAAAUAGGCGAAUUCUGUUCUAUAUUUGAAAAAGAUGGUACUAUUAAACUAUCAGAAAUGGUUAUGUCUUUUGCUGAUGUUAAGAUACAUGAGGGGGAUGGAUUUUCGGACCGUGUUUGCACUACAUGCAUAGAAAACUUAAGUACAUCUUAUUUAUUUAAACAACAAUGUGAACGGAUCGAUGGCUUAUUACGAAAAUAUCCAGAAAUAGAAAUUGACAAAUCAGCUACAACCGACUAUAAUGACUUUUGUGAAAAGGAGUUUCUUAUGCACUCAGAAUAUGUGUCUGCUGAAGGAGAUAAUGAUGAUAAUGCCUUCAAAGAUUUAUCACAAAAUUCUUAUCACUCCAUCAGUGAUGAGACUGAUAGUGAUAUGGAAUCAAUAAAAUGUGUGUACUGUAGUCAGUCAUAUGGACAUUAUGGAGCUCAUACCUGUAAUGUUACAUGCACAAUUGAAAAUAACCAACUACAACGAUCUAGUAGUAAUGAGACAUUAGUUGCCUCAGAUAUGAGACAGAAUAAUCGAAAGUUAGAACCUCUACAGCCUUCUAACUUUGAUAUACCUGAGUAUGUGCGAGUAUCUUGUGUCCUCUGCGAUGAAAUGUACGAUCAAUAUGAUGAAUACGUGGUACAUUUGAAUAGAUGCACUAUCAAUGUGAAACUGCAUCACUUUGUAUGUCCUGUCUGUCACGAGCUGUUUACUGCAAAAUUGGCAUAUUUGGAGCAUUUGAAAGUUAUACAUUUUAAACUUGAUCACAACUUGAGCAAUAUUGACGGCGAUAAUCUUGAUCACAACAUAAGUCAUUAUAGCAGUUUUUCACAUAACACAAGUGAUGGUGGAGUGGAUUGUGUUGAUUUUGCUCCAAUGAUAGAAAAGACGAGUAAACCUAAAGCAGUUAGAAGGCAAAUUGGAUGGUCAAUUGAAGAUAUCUAUCAAGAGAUUGAGUGCAAAAAGGUUGAUGAGAAACCGGUAACCUCCAGUCCUAUUAAAAAUUUCUUUGCAAAACUAGGGAAUGAAUCAUUGAGCAGACAGAGUACCCCAAAAAAAGUGAGUUUUAAAAAGUUCAUUGAAAAUGGAAAAGCAAAGACUGCGGUCUAUAUACCGUUCCGGAAGAUUAUUCAAAACUAUAAGGAGAAGAAAAAGGCUAGCUAUGUUCCAAUCGUGAACUCAAAGACACAGGUUGUGAGCACGAUCCAGGCAACUUUUCCGGAAACAGUUUCAGAUAGCGACUACGGGUCACCAAGCGGCACAUCUGAGGAAUCUUGGAAAAUGAAGCAGAAUUUAAUAUGCGCUUGCGAUAAAAAAAUAUUCAUGCUCUCGGAGUUUAUCCACGAUCGUGAUAGAAUCACAGCUAUGAUAAAUGAGCUGGGUGGAGUCGUGGCUGAGAACACAAAAAUGGAGAUGCUGGCAACCCACUUUGUAUCAGUGCUACCCAAUGAUACCUUCACUGGUAUGAUGGUUUGCUCCCUAUCGACUGGCAAAUGGUUGCUACAUAUCAGCUUUAUAUAUGAUAGCUUUAGAUGCAAGAAAUUUUUGCAGGAAAAUAUGUACGAAUGGUUGAAACAUCCCAAAAUUGUAGAGAUCGAUAACACAAGUGUUGAAGUAGCGAAGGCAGCUGUUUAUUGGCAUUUGGAACUGCAGAGUAAGACGAAGAAGUUCCCUUUCGAGGGCAAACAAAUUGUUCUUAUUAUGAAGAAGAAAUAUCGUCAAUAUUAUCACAUGAUAUUCAAAACGUUGAAGGCAAAGCCUCUUACUUAUGAUCCCAGGACACCGGGUAGUUGCUGCUCUGCGGACUAUUGUUUUGUGGAUAUGAAGAUCAUUGAAAGAGUCAAGUUGAGAUUUUUCUUCCAUCACAACGUUCCCGUGUUUCCCUAUCAAUAUAUACUUGUAUAUCUACUGAAAAGGGGUCGUGUCGACGAUGAACAUAAGUAUUUACUGCAAGACUGCAGUAAGAUCAAAGAGAAGGAUUACUUUUUGAACAAUACAUGUUAA